GUCACACACAGGGAUCGGCUGCGUCACGUGGUACAACUUUCCGAUCCUGAGUGUGUGUUUCCGAAAAAAAUGUGGAGAAACAAAAACGUUUUGAAAGUGGAAAGGCAGCUUAAUUUAUCUACUGUAUAGCAAAUGACGUUUACUCCACUGAACUCAAGACCAAUGUAAACUAUGAAUAAGGAAGAACAUUGAAGAUUGUUUUUCUUGUUUUAUUCCGUUGAGUUGUUAAUAUCAUUCGUUUGAUUACCCAAUCAGACAUCUAGCACAGGGAUAAUUGCAUCUUCUGCAGGGGACUUGGCUGGACGUGGUGUCCAGAAAAUGCCUCACAACGGUGAUGUGCCCAACGGCUCGCUCCCGAGUCUUCACAGCUUGGAUUAUCAGAGAACACCUGAAUUGUCUUUUCGCUCCGAACAUUUCCCACCUCCUCCCCUGCCGGACCAACCACCUGUGGGGCCCGAGUUUGACCCCAGCGGAAGUGAAGACAACGACGAUUCGGCCAUCGACAUCAAACCUGUCCAUCGGUUCAUCCCAGACUCAUGGAAGAACAUCUUCAGGUCCAGCAGUGGAAGCAGCAAGUUAAAAUCCAUGUUUGGGUCAAGCAACAAGAACUCCACCACUGAGGGCGUUCCCUGCACUCCCCCGCCGAUUCCCGGCUCGUACCGCGAUCCGUACGGGGGAUCCGGGGGCAGUUAUAACUCCCGCAAAGAGCAUGAAGCCAUUCUGUUAGGCGACCCGUUGGAAUCGGUGGACGGCCGUACCGUACACACAGCUUUGACUUACGCUGAACAAGUCGAGGAGUACAACCAGCGCUACGCUUAUAUGAAGUCUUGGGCAGGACUUUUGCGCAUUCUAGGUUGUGUGGAGCUGCUUCUGGGGGCAGCGAUUUUCGCCUGCGUUUGCGCUUCCAUUCACAAAGACAAUGAGUGGUAUAACACUUUCGGAUACUCACAGCCUGGUGGAGCAUACGGCGGAGGUUCUUACGGAGGUUACGGGGGAGGUUACGGAGGAGGGUACGGUAAUGCCUACUACACUGGACCCAAGACGCCAUUCAUUCUUGUGAUUACAGGCCUGGCGUGGAUAGUGACUGUUAUCUUGCUAGUCCUUGGCAUGACCAUGUACUACCGAAUGAUUCUGUUGGAUUCAACCUGGUGGCCUUUAACCGAAUUCUUCAUAAACCUGGCCCUUGCGGUCCUGCUCUUGGCUGCCGGUUGUGUCUAUGUAAAUGACACCUUACGAGGCGGCCUUUGCUACUAUCCCUAUUUCAAUAACGGCAUAAACGGUGUGUUCUGCCGCACCGAAGCCGCACAGACGGCUGCCAUCAUCUUCCUCUUUUUUACCAUGAUUGUGUACUUGGUUGGAGCCAUAGUGUGUCUGAAACUGUGGCGACACGAGGCAGCUCGGAGACUUAAAGAACGCCACGGGCAGGAGAUGCUGCCAAGAGAUUCUCCUCCAGCAGUGCCCUUGGCUGUUGAUGGACCAAGGGAGUUGAUUUCUGUCUCAGCGCCUGUACAGCAUGCGUCCAUGGCCGCCCCCGCCAUCUCCAAGCCCAAAAUUGUGAAAGGACACAUUCCAGCUGGACACGCUCCCAAACCUGUGAUCAUGCCUGACUACAUUGCUAAAUAUCCAACCAUCCGCACCGAUGACCAGCGAGAUCAGUAUAAAGCCGUCUUUAAUGACCAGUAUUCUGAGUAUAAAGAGCUUCAUGUGGAGGUUCAAGCGAUACUAAAGAAGUUUGAUGAAAUGGAUGUGAUGAUGCGUAGUUUACCUCAGAACCCCACAAGUCAGAUGGAGCGUGAUCGCGUUAACAAGAUUCUUCAGGAGUACCAAAGGAAAAAGCUGGAUCCUUCAUUUCUGGAGAAGAAAGAGAGAUGUGAAUACCUGAAAAACAAACUUUCCCACAUCAAGCAGAGAAUUCACGAAUAUGACAAAGUGAUGGGCUGGAAUGAUGGCUACGGCUGAAACGGACAGCGCUGGAUUUUUACUGGAAAAAAUCGUUAAUUUCACACCGGGACACUGAACGUGAUCAUCAAUAAACCUUCAGAGCCACAGUCGUGUGGAUGGUAUUGCAUAUAUUAGAAACACUAUUGACAUGAGGUGCAUAUGCUACUAUUAAACUCUCUCUGAUCUUCUUUACUGAAUAAAAACAACGUCUUCAUGUUUAAUUUCGUAAUGAAUUGCCUGAUGUUUAAAGAAAUGCUGUGUGAUUCUGAGCUCAACAUGUGUAUUUAUGCAAAUGCUUCAGUUUCUGUUUACUACAAAUAUUUUUUAUUGACUCGUUUGAUAUAUUUUAUGCAAAUGCACUGUGUUUAUCUACAAAUGUAUUGUUUUUUAAAUGAAAUUAUAGCUGUAUAAUAAUAUCUGAACAACCACUUAACUAAUUUUAAAUGCACAUCUUGUGCUGUGCAUGCAUUUUGAAUAUGUGAUUUAAACACUGAGAUUUUAUGCAAAUGCUGUUAAGAGUGAAAAGUCCGAACAUUUCAUGCAAAUGUGUUUAUAUUGACUCAUUUUUUAAUAAAAAGGUACUUUAUUA
This is a messenger RNA of Paramisgurnus dabryanus, 2530 nucleotides long. It is a transcript of the gene marveld2a, whose product is annotated as MARVEL domain containing 2a. The record is from RefSeq and is a predicted model, not a curated record. Gene Ontology annotation, cellular component: apical plasma membrane; cytoplasmic vesicle; bicellular tight junction. Gene Ontology annotation, biological process: bicellular tight junction assembly. Lineage: Eukaryota; Metazoa; Chordata; Actinopteri; Cypriniformes; Cobitidae.